AUGAAGGUCUCCAUAACCAUCCUGUGCCUGCUACUCACGGCUGCCGACCUCAGCACCCAGGUGCUUACUCACCCUGGUUCAGUUGGCAUUCCAGUCAACUGCUGCUUCACUGUGAGCAACAGAAAGAUCCCCACCCAGAGGUUGGAAAGCUACACCAGGAUCACCAACAGCCACUGUCCCCUGGAAGCUGUGAUCUUCAAGACCAAGUCACCCAAGUUGGUCUGUGCAGACCCCAAGGAGAAGUGGGUCCAGAAUGCCAUAAAGAUCCUGGACACGAGAUCCUGAACCCCGAAGG
This is a messenger RNA of Talpa occidentalis (Iberian mole), 295 nucleotides long. Its product is annotated as C-C motif chemokine 8-like. NCBI's taxonomy places the organism in Eukaryota, Metazoa, Chordata, Mammalia, Eulipotyphla, Talpidae. The transcript is spliced from 3 exons. The record is from RefSeq and is a predicted model, not a curated record. Bases 1 to 285 code for a protein of 94 amino acids. Gene Ontology annotation, biological process: lymphocyte chemotaxis; cellular response to tumor necrosis factor; positive regulation of ERK1 and ERK2 cascade. Gene Ontology annotation, molecular function: chemokine activity; CCR chemokine receptor binding. Gene Ontology annotation, cellular component: extracellular region.